AUGUAUACGGGGAAAACCGACAAGAGACGACAGCGUGGGCUGGUGCCUUGCUACUGGGAGAAGCAGCCAGGAGGCUGUCUGAAGGUCCACUGUGCUUUCCACCACAGCAAGCCUCGCUCCAUCAAUGAGCUUCACCUGCCAGCCUCUCGGGAGAUCUUGUGUGAUGCACUGAAGAGGAAGAGUGUGUUUGAAAGAUUGGGGAAGAGAACAUCGCCCCCCAGGGUAGAUGCUGAGACUGCAGCAGUGGAUGACUUUGUGUCAUUUAUGCGUGCUGCAUCAGGAAACCUCUCUCAUCUACCCAAGAGGAAAGGACCAGAGAAUGGGAGAGCCACCAAGCCAAAGCAGCUUUCCAAAGCGGUGGAAGGUUUUCUGUCUUGGAUCCGAACCCCGUCAGAUGGAAGUAUAGAACUUGCCCAACAGACUUGUGUUGAGUGGCUGUGGGAAUGGGAGCGGAAAGGCAGUAAGACCGGGGCUGUCCUUCCAGCAGACAGGGCCAGAGACACAGAGGAAGCUGCGCACAGCUCUGGAGAUGAGAAGACACAGGCAGACUGUAGAGAGACUGAGACCCUCUGCAGCCAGAACCCCUCACCUGAGAACGCAGUUGGUAGAUCUAAAAGGGUUCUGAAGAGGAAGCUGCCCUUUGCAGAAUAUGGGGAGUCUACUGGUGAACCCCCAUUGAAGGUGAGGGUGAGGAACGAUUACACCAUCGUUCCAUCAGACAGCAGCGCCCGGAACCCACCUUGCACCAGUGAAGAGGAGCCUGAGGCCCGUAAAGAACCAAGCAGUAGAAAGCGCAGAAUGACAGAAGCCUUGGACAAUGAACCACCAAAAAAGAGACGCAUUCUGGACUCGAUGGCUUGCAGCUACUAUGAGUGCUAUUGCUGGAACUUGUGA
Acipenser ruthenus (sterlet) is the source of this 894-nucleotide messenger RNA. RefSeq lists its product as uncharacterized. The record is from RefSeq and is a predicted model, not a curated record. The transcript has 8 exons. The coding region runs from base 1 to 894 and encodes 297 amino acids. Lineage: Eukaryota; Metazoa; Chordata; Actinopteri; Acipenseriformes; Acipenseridae.